This is a messenger RNA of Labeo rohita (rohu), 798 nucleotides long. Its product is annotated as sialic acid-binding Ig-like lectin 14. The transcript has 4 exons. Lineage: Eukaryota; Metazoa; Chordata; Actinopteri; Cypriniformes; Cyprinidae. Bases 1 to 798 code for a protein of 265 amino acids. The record is from RefSeq and is a predicted model, not a curated record.
AUGGACUAUGAAACAAACCUUAUUUGUGCAGGUGUGUUUGCAGAUGUUUGGAAGUUACAUGUAGAGUCUGAAAUGAAGGCUCUGGUCUCGUCUUGUGUCGUGUUGCCUUGUUCAUUCAAAUAUCCAGCUCAACAACAGCCCUCUGAUCGUAUUAGAGCUAUGUGGCACAUGAAGAGCAACUGGGAUUUCAUUUUUCAUAAAGAUCCUACAAUGCUUAAAGACAGUUUCAGAGGUCGCACCAAACUGCUUGGUUCACUGGGUGAUUCCAACUGCACCUUGGAGAUUGAUGAAGUCAGAAACCAUGACAACGGCCCGUAUUGUUUUAGGGUUGAAUUAGAGACAUCUAAAAAAGACAAGUACUCCUUUGUGAAUAACUGUGUGUCAGUUAAGAUGAUUGAACAAGCAUCAAAACCAGAGCUGCAGGCUGAGCAGUCUCUGCAAGAGGGUGAACCUGCAGUCUUCAAAUGCUCUGUCAAGCACACCUGUCCAUCCCACCAGCCCACUCUCACCUGGAGCCAUUCUGGAAACACCAUCAUGGGCUACAAGAACAUUGGUCAUGGAAACUGGGAAGCAGAGUCUCUCCUGACCUUCACCCCAACAAAAGAGGAUGAUCACACCUCUGUCACAUGCACAGUCAAGUACCAUGGGAAUGUCCAGGGUGAAAUGACAGCGACUUGCCCUAUCUUUGUGAAGGAACAAGCAAAUCUCAGCCACAUUUACAUACCAAUUAUCUCUGGUCUUGGAGCUUCUCUUUUGGUUGGAUUAUUGUGUUGCUUCAUUUUUAUCAGAUGUGUGUAA